Messenger RNA from Glossina fuscipes, 1409 nucleotides. RefSeq names its product sphingolipid delta(4)-desaturase DES1 (gene ifc). The transcript has 2 exons. Lineage: Eukaryota; Metazoa; Arthropoda; Insecta; Diptera; Glossinidae. Gene Ontology annotation, cellular component: membrane. Bases 123 to 1088 code for a protein of 321 amino acids. The record is from RefSeq and is a predicted model, not a curated record. Gene Ontology annotation, biological process: ceramide biosynthetic process. Gene Ontology annotation, molecular function: sphingolipid delta-4 desaturase activity.
AAUGAAUAAUAUUAAGAAUGAAAGGUUGUUGUCAACGCCGGUAUUUGUGAAAUAAAAAUUUCCUAACAUUCUUAUCAAUAAAAGCGGAGUUACAUUUGCAAACAGUAAGCGGACCUGGUGGGAUGGGACAGAAAGUAUCUAGGAAUGAUUUUGAGUGGGUUGGCACUGAAGAGCCGCAUGCUUCACGCCGAAAAAUCAUCUUGGAAAAGUAUCCGCAAAUUAAAAAACUAUUUGGCUAUGAUCCAAAAUUCAAAUGGAUAGCAGGCUCAAUGGUGCUUACUCAAAUAUUAGCUUUAUUGGUUGUAAAAGAUUUUUCUUGGAAAAUGUUAAUCGCUGCUGCGUACUGCUUUGGUGGCAUAUUAAAUCAUUCACUUAUGCUUGCCGUGCACGAAAUUUCACAUAACUUAGCCUUUGGACACAGUCGACCGAUGCUCAAUAGGAUAUUGGGUUUUAUUUGCAAUUUGCCAAUUGGUUUACCAAUGUCAAUAUCUUUUAGAAAAUACCAUUUAGAACAUCACAGAUAUCAAGGAGACGAAGUCGUGGAUACGGACAUACCAACUUUAUUGGAAGCAAAAUUGUUUAAUUCUACUCUUGGUAAACUUGUGUGGGUUAUAUUGCAGCCCAUAUUUUAUAUUUUUCGCCCUUUAAUCAUCAAUCCGAAGCCUCCGACGCACCUAGAAAUAAUAAAUGUCAUUAUACAGCUGAUUUUUAACAUCUUGAUUGUCUACUUCAUUGGCUGGAAAGCCAUGGUGUACUUGGUAUUAGGUUCCAUUCUGGCUAUGGGUCUACAUCCCGUCGCCGGCCACUUUAUAUCAGAGCAUUAUAUGUUUGCUAAAGGCUUCGAGACCUAUUCCUACUACGGGCCUCUCAACUGGAUAACAUUUAAUGUGGGCUAUCAUAAUGAACAUCACGAUUUUCCGGCUAUACCGGGCUCUCGGCUACCGGAAGUGAAAAAAAUUGCACCCGAGUUUUACGAGUCAAUGCCACAACAUAGCAGUUGGACGCGAGUACUAUACGAUUUCAUUAUGGAUCCAGCAGUGGGCCCUUACGCCCGCAUUAAACGACAUCAAAAAGGACUUGAAACAUAAGCAUAACAUGCAAAGUAUUUUAAUAACCUAAUAAUUUCUAAAACGUUAUUUCUUAAAUUAGCCAAUUAAAUUUACAUACACCUUUGCUUUUUUUUUUUUUUUUGAAAUUUCAUGAAUUGUGUGUACGUAUUGUAAUUAAUGUUAUUUAUUUAAUUUAUAUGAUUGCUUCAUUAUUUAUAUCUUGUGUUAAAUACACAUCUAACAUUUCAAUUUCGUUUGCGUGACUAAAAAACUAUAUUGGUAUUUCCAUAAAGUAAAGCAAAAUUCAUAACAAGUUCCAAAGUUCAUCUCAGUGUCUAAAUAAAAUAAUGUGAUAGGUAA